AUGAAAAGCAACGGUAUUGCAGCCGACUGCCGUGUUUUCACCAUAUUAAUUGAUGCAUAUGCUAAACGCGGAAUGAUGGAUGAUGCAAUGCACAUAUUUGCGGAAAUGCGGGAAAAAGGAGUGAGUCCCAAUGUAGUCACCUAUGCCACUGUAAUAGGCGCACUUUGCAGAUUGGGUAGGCUGGCCGAUGCUAUGGACAGGUUCAAUGAGAUGACUGAUAUGGGUGUACAGCCGAACACAGCUGUUUAUCACUCCCUAAUUCAGGGUUUUUGUAUGCAUGGUGAUUUGGGUAAAGCCAAGGAGUUAGUUUCUGACAUGAUAAGCAAAGGUAUUCCUCGUCCCAACAUUGUGUUCUUCAAUUCAGUUAUAAACUAUUUGUGCAAAGAAGGAAGGAUUAUGGAUGCACAAGAUAUCUUUGAAUUGGUUAUAAUCAUAGAUGGGAAGCCUGAUGUCAUUACAUUUAACUCACUGAUUGACGGACAUUGCUUAGUCAGCAAGAUGGAUAAAGCAUUUGGAGUACUUGGUGCCAUGUUGUCAGCUGGCAUUGAGCCUAAUGUUGUUACAUAUAAUACACUUGUUAAUGGCUAUUCUAGAAAUGGAAGGAUCGAUGAUGGUUUGACUCUGUUCAGACAAAUGCCACGUAAGAGAAUAAAACCUGACAGUGCCACAUAUGGGAUCAUACUGGAUGGGUUGUUUCGUGCUGGGAGAACUGUUGCUGCAAGGAAAAUGUUCCAUGAUAUGAUCGAAAGCGGAAUAACAGUGAGCAUUUCCACAUACAAUAUUAUACUUGCAGGUCUUUCUAGAAACAAUUGUGCAGAAGAAGCGAUCGACCUGUACCAGAAAUUAGUUGCAAUGAAUGUGAAGUUCAAUAUUUCAAUAAUCAAUACCAUGAUCAAUGCAAUGUACAAGGUUAAAAGAAAAGAGGAAGCUAAAGAUUUGUUUGCUGCUAUAUCAGCGAGUGGGUUGGUUCCUAAUGCUUCGACUUAUGGAGUAAUGAUAAUAAAUAUUCUAAAAGAUGGAGCAGUGGAAGAUGCUAACAAUAUGUUCUCAGCAAUGGACAGGAAUGGUAUAGCUCCCUGCUCUCGUCUUAUAGAUAGUAUUAUCAGAAUUUUGCUGGAAAAAGGUGAGAUCACCAUGGCCGGACUUUAUUUGUUGAAACUUGACGGGAAGAACAUGCUACUUGAAGCUUCAACUACUUCACUGAUGUUGUCUCUCUUUUCAAGGAAAGGGAAAUAUAAGGAGGAUGUGAAAUUUCUCCCUGCAAAGUAUCAGUUUUUUGAUGGAUUUGGUUGA
This is a messenger RNA of Triticum turgidum subsp. durum (durum wheat), 1293 nucleotides long. The record is from the annotation of a GenBank genome assembly. Lineage: Eukaryota; Viridiplantae; Streptophyta; Magnoliopsida; Poales; Poaceae.